AUGUACAAGUACGACCUACCAGCAGAACUAUGGUCCAAUAUUCUUGGAUAUGUUGACUUGAAAAGCCUUCAGCAACUACACAGCUCGUGUAGUGUCUUCAGAGACGUGUGCGUGGACCAACCGGAAGCGUUCUGGCAUGACACUAUGAAAGCAGCAGUACCUUGGCAUAAGACAAUUAAGGAGGAUGGAAGCAGUGAUUUCUGGUUGAAGACCGCUGUCAGUUUUGGAACACAAAUAAGCAGGUACGAAGAGGGGGAGCUUUAUGUGGGACUGUUUAAAAACGACACGAGAGUUGGAUACACACAUGCGGGACUGUUGAAUCCCGAGAUAACAUGGCAAACAGAGAAUGGUGCGGUGUUCCGCCUGGACAUGACCUCAAUGGCCUAUGAGACACGUGAAAAACCAGACACUAAUCCAGAGAUCCCCUUUGUGCAUACCUAUUGCUCUGCACUUGAGAAGGAUGUCUGUGUCUUUACUUAUAUGAGCCAUCGUGGUGUGGGGAUGGUGAGCAUGUUGUCCAAGGACCACUCAGUGGAGCUGGAGUUCCCAGAUCCUGUCAAUCUAAUACUUUACAGGAUUGAGUACGGCCACCACAGUCACGAGCUUGUUUUGCUGUUUCAGAAACUGGACGACCAAUCUGACAUGUUGUUCGCAUACUUUCCAUGUUUCGAGAGGAAAGAGAUGAUAUUCCUCGGCGCUCUGAACCAUGUAGACAGAACUGUGGAUGUAAAAUUUGCCCAGGGGAGAGUUGUGCUUCCUUGCAAGAGUGGAAUCACUGUUAUGGAGGCCAUGCAUGACACUGAGCAGCCAUCAUACACAUACACUUACGUGCUACACCACCAGGGAAGGCUAUGUUUCGCUCUGGGAAAGUACGUUCUUGUCUAUGGUAGCACAUUGACUACUCCUGACACCCUCCCAGUCGAUAUCUUUGAUGAUGACUGCUGCUAUUGGCUUCUGGAUGUAGCCGAACGACGGGUUCUCAAGUCACGUGACGGAGCCAGGUUUUCAAUGAAUGCUCUGGGGGGUGUUGGGCCGGUGAUUCUAGAAGGGAACAAUCUGUUCCUUGGUCUUCUCACUGACUCCCGACGGCAUUUCUCAGCCAAUCUUCACUCUCACAUUCAGUUAAUUCAGGGAGUUAUCACUGAAGAACAGAUUACGCUGUGGUUUGGGGAGCAAGCAUAG
Molecule: messenger RNA, 1182 nt
Organism: Yarrowia lipolytica CLIB122
Lineage: Eukaryota; Fungi; Ascomycota; Dipodascomycetes; Dipodascales
Source: RefSeq, a predicted model, not a curated record